CGUUUGCUAAAUAUUUAUAUAUUUCAGUUACUUAAUUAAUUGAAUUUCAAACGAUUCUUUCACCUUUUUUUAAUUGCAAUUUGCUUUGACAAAGACAAACUCAACAUGAACACUUCACCAAGUUUAUCAUCAUUUCCAACCUAAUCUUCAUCUCUCUUUACGGCUUAACUCUUAUCUCAUAUUUUUACUUUACAUAUAUUUAAGCCAAUCUAUAAAAUCACCUUUCACUUAUAUUUUUUUAUGACUUACCUUUGGCCUCAUUAAGCACACCUUUUUUUCACUAUAGCCUCCAAAACAAAUAAAAACAUGUUUGGAUUAAUUGAUAAAAUCUAUAUAUCCAGUCAAAAUCGAUAUAAGUUGAAUUUGAUGAGAAGGGAUAAUUGAAGAAAUUUGAGGUUUGAAGAUAGAUUUGUUAAAAGUGGCGAACCAAAGAGAUUCAGGAAAGUUUGGGAGGUUGAGUGAGGAAGAUGAGAAAGAGGAAGAAGGAUUGAGACAAGAUAGUGGAUUGAACAACCAGCAACCUUUGCAGCAGUAUGGGUUGGGCCAGGCCCAAACUGAGUGGGCCCAAGUCCAACAAGGAAGUGGUUUUUAUCCUAUGAAUAUCAUGUCAGGUUUUGUUCCUGUCUCUUCUUCUAAUUCUCCUCGUAUGUAUUCUUCUGGUGGUUCUGGUUCUAGUUCAUGGGUUGGGCAGAAAAGAGGCCGUGAAGAUGAUGUUCGUAAUGAUGCAGUUGUUGGUUCUUCUUCUCAUCAAGAUAUCACCACAGUUCAUAGAAACAUGGCUGAUUUCAGAUUAUCUACUUCUCAUGAAAACUCAUCAUCAGGGACAGAACCAAAUGCAACUACAACUACACCUUCAAGUACAAGUAAUGCAACACAGUCUAGUGAAGCAGCAUCGACAAAUGAAGAAGAAACCGGAGAGAUAAGAAGAAGAUACAGAGGAGUUCGACAGAGACCAUGGGGAAAAUGGGCAGCAGAAAUUCGAGAUCCACACAAAGCAGCAAGAGUAUGGCUCGGAACAUUCGACACUGCAGAAGCUGCAGCAAGAGCUUACGAUGAAGCUGCAUUAAGAUUCAGAGGAAACAGAGCGAAACUCAACUUCCCUGAAAAUGUUACUGCAACUCAACAACGAACUUUUCCGGCGUAUACUUCGUCUUCAACCGUAUCUGUUUCUCAUUCAACAUAUUAUUCGCCUGCACUACCGCAAAUGCAGCCACAACAACCACAACAAUUUGUUCAAUUUCAAGACUCUUCUGAGUUGUUAAGAGAUAUUUAUCAGUAUUCUCAGAUUCUGAAAGGUUCUGGUGAUCUUCAAGGACUUGAUCAAUGGUUCUAUGAACCGCAAAUGGCGGCGAUUCAUCCAUCUUCUGCCAUGUUAUCGUCAACUCCAUCACUUUCCUUGUCACCUUCUUCAUCUUCAACUACAUUUUCACCUUCCAGUCAAUUAUCCUCUGCUUCACUUCCUCUGUUUCCAGGUCAGCAAAUGGAGUUUUUCGGGCAGCCAGGCGAUCACUCUCGUAGCAGAGGAUACGGUGGUGGUAGCUCCCAUUUACCACCUUCAACAUGGUCAGAUACUGGUGGCUAUCCUCCUCCUCCACCGCCACCUUCAUCUGGUUGAUAUAAUACAAAAGAAUAUUUAUAUUAAUAUACACAUCAAGGUUUAAAAAUCGAUCGCGUUGCGUGGUUGCAGAUAGACUUUUGCGAUUUCGAUUGAUACACAUGUUCAAACACGGAUUGCACUCGUGAAUUAAUAUAAAAACGAUGAAUAACAGUAUCAAUAUUUCACUCGGUGUGUAUUAAUAUAAAAACGAUGAAUAACAUAUCGGUAUUGACUUAUUGACUUUUGCCGAUACCGUUUUGUCGCAUUUAGGAAGAA
This is a messenger RNA of Vicia villosa (hairy vetch), 1873 nucleotides long. RefSeq names its product ethylene-responsive transcription factor ERF110-like. Bases 596 to 1615 code for a protein of 339 amino acids. NCBI's taxonomy places the organism in Eukaryota, Viridiplantae, Streptophyta, Magnoliopsida, Fabales, Fabaceae. The record is from RefSeq and is a predicted model, not a curated record. Gene Ontology annotation, biological process: ethylene-activated signaling pathway; regulation of DNA-templated transcription. Gene Ontology annotation, molecular function: DNA binding; DNA-binding transcription factor activity. The transcript has 3 exons.